Messenger RNA from Guyanagaster necrorhizus, 891 nucleotides. RefSeq lists its product as uncharacterized. The record is from RefSeq and is a predicted model, not a curated record. NCBI's taxonomy places the organism in Eukaryota, Fungi, Basidiomycota, Agaricomycetes, Agaricales, Physalacriaceae. Bases 213 to 740 code for a protein of 175 amino acids. The transcript has 3 exons.
UCCAGCAGGAGAUAUUGGAAAACGCUCGGUUUUGACGCACACCUCAACGACAGGGCGGAUAAGGUACGGCGGUACGCUGUAUGAGAAAAGGGGCGUCGAUGGUGCGGUACGGGUAUUGCCCAUAUACUGUAUACGGAUGUCGUAUAAGAGGAUGAUGACCUAGGGCAGGUGUCCUGGCAAAUUUGGCCUACUCAUAAAGGUCCCGUACAAAUAUGGCCGUAAAAAUCGAAUUCCGACCACCGACGGUACAUGGGCCCGUGUAUACAGUACCCGUAUUCUACUAUAUGUACUGGUACUGUGGGCAUCCCUACUCGAUAGAUUUCGACGCGGAAAUGUUUGCUGGAGCUCGCGAUAUGAUCGAUAUCCUGCUAGUUUUCACCGGUCUUUUUUCUGCGGUACUUGUUCAAACAUCGCAAAACACGCAGCCGGAUUACAACCAGACCUCUGCACUACUUGAGUUCGCAAAGCUACUAUGUCGAAUGGAUCGAAGCCCACUAUCCUACUUUCUCUCUCUUAUCCGUCCAUUCUGCCCUUAUAACGUUUCGUUAACGUUCCACGCCCGCUGCCCAAACCGCUUCCUGAACGACGCCCUGCUAUGUCAUCCGUGGCUUCACUCGCUUCGAAGCAAAGAGCACCUUCACAGACAGAGGCAUCAAGGCUGGCGAGGAGACUAUUCAUUCGUGCUCGGGAUCAUGUCUAUUGAGCGUGAUCUUAAACACCUUGAAACCUCUUCCCAGUGAAUGUAGUGCUAUAUUCGUGGCAUCUCUUCAGCAGCAGACAGAACGUCUUGGACCUCUCGUGCCAUCUCCUGUCGCAGAAACGGAGUUGGAACUCUACUUUUAGAGCAUUGCAGCUUGUCGUUAAGCAUCACGGCAUACUUCAGCGUUUACG